UGGCCUGGCCUGGCAGCUCUAGCAAUAGGAUCAGCUCCUGCCUGCUUAGUGCAGAUAAUGGCGACAGGGGCAGUGCUGGGAUUUGUCCUCUGCCCAUAAGGAGACACUGCAGAGGGAAUCUGAUCGCUAGCGCUGGGCGCUGGUCCUCCUCCUGGACCGUGAUGGGCUUUUUCACCGCUGGAGUUCUACUGACUUCGUUCCAGAACCCCAGCGACAUCCAUCUCCAGCAGCGCUCGGGGGAUUUCAAUAAACACUUGAUCUGAAACGGAUACUUUGUCUCCGGGGCGGCGGCGGUGGUUGUGGUAGUGGGUGGGGGGCUGGGAAUACCGUCGGAUUGUCCUUUCUGGGAGGCUGAUUGGAUGCAAAAAUGUCGGAUAGCAAGGUGAUAGUCGCCGUGAGGGUCCGGCCCAUGAACCGGAGAGAGAUGGAUCUGAAUACAAAGUGCAUUGUGGAGAUGGAAGGGAAUCAGACAGUGCUGCAACCGCCACCUGUCAAUGCCAAGCAAGGAGAGAACAGGUAA
Molecule: messenger RNA, 520 nt
Organism: Pelobates fuscus (common spadefoot toad)
Lineage: Eukaryota; Metazoa; Chordata; Amphibia; Anura; Pelobatidae
Product: kinesin-like protein KIF13A
Exons: 2
Coding region: 368-520 (50 amino acids)
Biological process (GO): microtubule-based movement
Molecular function (GO): ATP binding; microtubule binding; microtubule motor activity
Source: RefSeq, a predicted model, not a curated record